Messenger RNA from Mugil cephalus (flathead mullet), 5360 nucleotides. It is a transcript of the gene pde11a, whose product is annotated as phosphodiesterase 11a. Gene Ontology annotation, biological process: signal transduction. Gene Ontology annotation, molecular function: protein binding; 3',5'-cyclic-nucleotide phosphodiesterase activity. Bases 481 to 3237 code for a protein of 918 amino acids. NCBI's taxonomy places the organism in Eukaryota, Metazoa, Chordata, Actinopteri, Mugiliformes, Mugilidae. The transcript has 20 exons. The record is from RefSeq and is a predicted model, not a curated record.
AAUGGUUCAAAUGGCCAGAGGGCUGAGAGCUGAAGCAAACCCUGAGCUCCUGCCUGUGUGACGACGAGAGCAUCAGCGGGACCGAGCCAACCACAGCCAGCGUCAUUUGCACACAAGAAGAUCCACACGACGGUGAUGCUUGGCAGUGGCUCUGUGGGAGAUUUCCAAUGGCUGCGAUAAGUCUGAUUGUUUUCACAUUGCUUUGCGUAGAUUUGCUGUAAUUAUCUUUGAAUUAAAUGGGCAGCGUGGAGAUGGUUUGGAGGAAUACGCUGGUGCGCAAAGGGAGUCUCCAUCGCUCUCCUCACAGAGUGGAAACUGGAUAUGUAGCCAGGGCUCCAGGGGUGUUCCCAGCAUAAUGCAUCUUGGAAGUUGUGGUAUUCGCAUCAUUCUCUACUUUAACCCUCUGUAAAGCAUCAUAGAUGAUAUUUAUCUGCGCGACUUCAUGGAUUUGGUUCACUGAGGACCAUCUGAAGAACAGACAUGGCAGUGGCAAAUAUGGUGUUCUCUGACGUGGAAAGUUUUCUGGACUCGCAUCCCGAGUUAUUCGAGGACUACCUGAACAGAAAGGGGAAUUAUGGCAUGGUAGAGAAAUGGCUCAAGAAUCACCAGGCGAGCAAAAGUCCGGCGGCUGCAGCUCCCGCCGAGCCGAGAGAGGAGAAGAGCAACGCGUGCAAGGACAGCUGGGCGAGCAAAUGUGACGGUCUGCAGCGGAGAGCGUCUCAGAAGGAGCUGCGUAAAACUUUCGCCAGAUCAAAGGCCAUCAACGUGAACAGGACAUACGACGAGCAUGUGAAUUCCAGGGCCCAGGAGCCGCUGACGAGCAUGAGGAGGAGAGCCCUGCUGAGGAAAGCGAGCUCUCUGCCCCCGACCACUGCGCACAUACUGAGCGCACUGCUGGAGUCCAGAGUCAACAUCCCCCAGUACCCGUCCACGGCAGUGGAUUUUAAAUAUUACCUCAAACAACACAACGAAAGAGAGUUUUUCCUGGAGCUCGUAAAAGACAUAUCUAACGACUUGGAUCUCACAAGUCUCAGCUACAAAAUCCUUGUGUUUGUUUGUAUUAUGGUCGACGCAGACCGGUGCUCCUUGUUUUUAGUGGAGGGGACGGGCAACAAGAAAACACUAGUGUCCAAAUUCUUUGACGUGCACGCAGGUACCACAGUUUUGCCCUCAAUGAAUUCGGACGAAGUUCAAGUGCCGUGGGGCAAAGGGAUCAUUGGAUAUGUGGCCGAGCACGGAGAGACAGUGAACAUUCCUGACGCCUAUCAGGAUCGUCGGUUCAGUGACGAAAUCGACAAGCUGACUGGGUACAAAACCAAGUCACUCUUGUGCAUGCCCAUUCGCAACAGUGACGGGGAGAUCAUUGGAGUUGCUCAGGGCAUCAACAAGUCUUCGAGUGGAGAACUCUUCACUGAAGAUGAUGAGAAGGUGCUGCAGAUGUACUUGCCCUUCUGUGGUAUUGCGAUCUCCAAUGCCCAACUCUUUGCCGCCUCCAGGAAGGAGUACGACAGGAGUCGGGCACUCUUGGAGGUAGUCAAUGACCUGUUUGAGGAACAGACCGACUUGGAGAAGAUUGUCAGGAAGAUCAUGCACCGUGCCCAGACACUGCUUAAGUGUGAGCGCUGCUCUGUUCAGUUGCUGGAGGACAUUGAGUCACCGGUGGUGAAGUUUACCAAGUCGUUUGAGCUGCUGUCCCCAAAGUGUAGCGCAGACGCUGAAAGCAGUUUCAAAGACAGCAUGGAGAAGUCGUCUUACUCAGACUGGCUCAUCAACAACAGCAUUGCAGAGCUGGUGGCCUCCACAGGACUCCCUGUGAACAUCAGUGAUGCCUAUCAGGAUCCUCGCUUCGAUGCCGAGGCAGACCAGUUCUCUGACUUCCAUAUCCGCUCUGUGCUUUGUGUUCCUAUAUGGAACAGCAACCACCAAAUCAUCGGUGUCGCGCAAGUGCUGAACAGGCUCGAUGGGAAACCCUUCGACGAUGCAGACCAGCGUCUCUUUGAGGCGUUCGUGAUCUUUUGUGGACUGGGCAUCAACAACACCAUCAUGUACGACCAGGUGAAGAAGUCUUGGGCCAAGCAGUCCGUAGCUCUGGAUGUUCUUUCAUACCACGCCACUUGCUCCAAGACUGAAGUGGACAAAUUCAAGGCGGCUAACAUCCCCCUGGUGUGCGAGCUGGGCAUUGAUAAGCUCUCCUUUGAUGAUUUCUCCCUGGACGUGGACGCCAUGAUCACGGCCGCUCUGAGAAUGUUCAUGGAGUUAGGAAUGGUGCAGAAAUUUAAGAUCGACUACGAGACACUGUGCAGAUGGCUGCUGACUGUCAGAAAAAACUACAGAAUGGUCCUCUACCACAACUGGAGGCACGCGUUCAACGUCUGCCAGUGCAUGUUUGCCAUGCUGACGACGGCAGGUUUCCAAGAGACUCUGACAGAGGUGGAGAUCUUGGCGCUCAUUGUGGGUUGUGUGUGCCACGACCUGGACCACAGAGGCACAAACAACGCCUUUCAGGCAAAGACGGGUUCGGCCCUUGCUCUGCUUUAUGGGACCUCUGCUACGCUGGAGCACCACCACUUCAACCACGCUGUGAUGAUCCUGCAGAGCGAGGGUCACAAUAUCUUCUCCAACCUGUCGUCCACGGAGUACAGCGACCUCAUGCAGCUGCUGAAACAGUCGAUUCUGGCCACGGACCUCACGCUUUACUUCGAGAAUAGAAACAUGUUCUUUGAGCUGGUCAGCAAAGGAGAGUACAACUGGAAUGUGAAGAGUCAUAGAGACAUGUGCAGAUCCAUGAUGAUGACAGCGUGCGAUCUUGGUGCCGUCACUAAACCCUGGGAAAUAUCACGCAAGGUGGCAGAGCUGGUGACGAGCGAGUUCUUCGAGCAGGGCGACAGAGAGAGGCUGGAGCUGAAGCUCACGCCCUCUGCAAUCUUUGACCGAAACAGGAAAGACGAGUUGCCGGGGCUCCAGCUGGAGUGGAUUGAUGGAAUUUGCGCGCCGCUGUAUGAGACUCUGGUCAAGUUGAAUCCCAAACUUCAGCCAAUGCUUGACACAGUCAAGGCUAACAGGUCCAAAUGGGAGGAACUGAACAAGAAGAGGCAACGCGGCCAGAGUUUUUCUGCACCCGUGAGCCCCUGCAGUGGCGACAGUACAGAAACCAGUGGCUGCCCUGUGGCCAAGACUGGAAGCACACCAUGCUGUAGCGGCGAAGCUGAAGGCAUCCCAUCUAGGGCAGCUAGUUAGCUCCUGCCGCCAAGCUGCUGAGCUGAUCUCUUAGCCUUUUCUCAUUCUAAAUGCAGCCUGCAACAGAGGCAGUGCAGUGCAUGCAGAGGUUCUUCGGCUCUGCUCCUCUUCGCUUUUGCUACUAGAGAUGAGCUUUAGACUUGAGUGUGGUGCUAACAUAAAGGUUUUUCAGCUCCCUUCAGUUACCUCAUGCUGAAGGCUGACAGAGCUGUGUUAGGCAAGCUUGUCAGAGCAGCUACAAAUCAGCUGACGACACCAUGUCAGAAAGGAAACUCAAACCACUGUGUCAACAUGUCAACCAGUGAGCUAAGACUAACUAUUCUGGGCAUUGCACAGAUUUUUGGCACAAGGCAUGGAGAAUAUUGGAGACGAAUGUUGUCUCUGCUGUGGUUUGUUUUGCUCUCAGUACCUCCUUGAUGCUCGCAUUUUGUCCAAGGUGACGGAAAUAUUUUUUUGUAAAUCUGUAAAUAGGCUAUCAAGUUAUUUACAAGUGCUGUUCAAAAAAAAAUAAAAAAUUGUUAAGGAUUGGAUUGUAAUGUGGCCGUAGAGUUCCUGAAGGAUGAAGGGGACAGUGCUUGCAAUGCAAAUUGAAUUCCCCACUCCCUCCCUUCCUGUGCCUUGUUUUAAGAUCCUAACGAAACAUGCAUGGCCUCAUCGCUGAGGUUCUUAGAUAGUAUGGAGAUCCAUGUCGAACCAUGCUGUAUUUUUGCCAUAAUUUGUAAAAUUACUGAAGUUACGUCUUGAUCCCAUGUAAGCCACCAAACAUUAACAUUUUAGACACAUGGAAAUAAUAUAUUUUGCCCAGUUUUAUAAGUGCAGGGUCUCAGCUUGUCACACAAACACACACAAUGUGCCUUGAUGAAGUUAUUCUGCUAGGAUGUUCAUUUCUGCAGGAAAAGUCCUCUCAUUUACUGAUUUGACACCAACAGCUGUAUCCUAAAACAAAAAUUAGGUUACAUUCAAUAUCAAAUGCAGUGGUUAGACAUUUUAAGAACACAAAUGUUUGCUUAUGGCAGUUGUUAAGAUUAAUCUGUUAAACAAAAGCCGCAGUCAGCAGCUCGACUAGCUCCGUCCACAGGAAACAAACCAUUCUACUAACAAGUGUAAUGCUCACUACUGAUUUUGGUUUAAUAAAUACAGAAAGCUAGGAGUAAAAUCAAAAUGUCAGAAUGAUUUUUGACUAUAACAAGUACUUUCGUGGUCUGUUUCAGUCAGACACACAACUUACAUAAAACUGUUUUUUUUCCCGCACGUUAAAGGUUUUGGGAGAGGGUGGAUUUGUUACCUGUGGAUGGAGUAAGUUUUGCCAUUUCUGACUGUUCCCAGCUUUUACGCUAAGCUAAGCUAAGCACCUACUGACUGCAGCUACACUGAGGGGCUUGGAUCUUCUCAACAUCCUAUCAGUAAUCAGGUGUUUCUUAAAAUGUCAAACUGCUGCUUUAGUCAAAUUUCUUUCCCAAAGCUCACAAAUGCUACAAAUCUCCAGAACCUUGAAGUACUGAAGUGCCCAUGUAGUCACAAGCUUUUAUUAUUAUUAUUAUUAUUAUUAUUAUUAUGACUAUUAUUCUAAGUAUUAUUUUUGGGUGGGUGUUUGCCUUAUGAAUUGUGUUGUAGCUUUGUUAAUUGGAGUUUAAAACGUGACUGUGCACAUCGUGUGGCAUGGAUCUGUGUGCUCUACUGUAUUUUAGUUGAAGAGUUCGAUUGAAGUCAACCUUGAAUUUGUUUGUUUAUUUAUUUCUUUUUUAAUUGCAUGUUUUAUGCAGUAUUGAACUCAACCACUUGCUAAGGAUGUAGCAAACAAGUGAGCCAACAAAUACCUCGUACUAUCAUCAGUAAACACCUUAUCUCAUCAGAAAUGCAUGACUUAAAUUCUAUUGCAUCAUGUUAACGUGAAUUACUUAUGAAUAUCGCUGUUCUAUUUUUCUAUUAGGUCUCCGGAUGUGGCCAACUUCUACUCGUCUUUUUUGCAAUGUAAACGUGCUUCUUGUGUUUCUUCUUUCCUCUCCCAGUUUGGACUCUGGAUUUAUUCACGGUGGGCUAAACUGAAAGAAACCUAAGGCAUGAAAAGGCAAAUGUGCAAUGUUUUUGUUCAGAGUUUAAAUAAAAAUAAGCUGCUACCUGUG